GCGGGGCUCGGUGCCUGUCACGGCGCCGUGGCCGGAGGUAGCCUCCGCGCCGCUCGCUCGCUCGGCUGAGGGGCAGCGCGAGGCGGCGGCGCGCGGCGCUGACUGACCGCGGGGCGGCGGGAGGACGGAGCCCCCGCGGCCGCACGGAUCCCCGCCGCUCCUCCGCCUUCCCGGGCCGCGCCGCCGCCGGGGCGGGGGGGUCAGGUCGGAGCCUCGCUGCGCGGCGGCAUGACGCGCGCCGCCGCCGCUCGCCGCUGACCCCGCGGGCUCCCGGCGCCGUGAGCCGCGCCGCCGGGCAUGCCGCGGCACGGGCGGCGGGAGCUGAGCCGAGCCGCCGGCGAGGAUGAGCCACCUGGGGAGCCCGGCGAAAGCCUACGAUUUCCUGCUGAAGUUCCUGCUGGUGGGGGACAGCGACGUGGGCAAGGGCGAGAUCCUGGCCAGCCUGCAGGACGGCGCCGCCGAGUCGCCCUACGGCUACCACAUGGGUAUCGAUUAUAAGACUACAACUAUACUUCUGGAUGGCCGACGAAUCAAGCUACAGCUCUGGGAUACAUCAGGGCAAGGGAGAUUCUGCACCAUAUUUCGAUGUUAUUCAAGAGGUGCUCAGGGUGUAAUACUAGUGUAUGACAUUACAAAUCGUUGGUCGUUUGAUGGAAUCGAUCGAUGGAUAAAAGAAAUAGAUCAGCAUGCUCCUGGUGUACCAAAAAUCCUGGUUGGAAAUCGCCUUCACUUAGCCUUCAAGCGCCAAGUGUCUACUGAACAAGCACAAGCCUACGCUGAGAGGUUGGGCAUGACUUUUUUUGAAGUCAGCCCACUUUGUAAUUUCAAUAUUACAGAGUCCUUUACUGAGCUUGCAAGAAUAGUACUGAUGAGACAUGGAAUGGACAGGCUCUGGAGGCCAAACAAGGUACUGAGUCUGCAAGACCUUUGUUGCCGUGCCAUAGUUUCCUGUACCCCUGUGCACCUUGUUGACAAGCUCCCUCUCCCUGUUGCCUUAAGAAGCCAUCUCAAAUCUUUCUCCAUGGCCAAUGGCCUUAAUGCCAGGAUGAUGCAUGGACGCUCAUAUUCCCUCACAUCCAACAACAUCAGUAAAAGGAACAGCUUAAAGAAAGCUAAAAUUAUCCGUCCACCACAGAGCCCACCAAAAAACUGUACAAGAAACAGCUGUAAAAUUUCUUAAGCCCUCUGUGGGAAAAGGAACCUGGAUGGAAUCCCCUCACGUGGAGUGUUGAACAUAUUCUAUGUGUGUAUCACAUUGCAUAGACAAAAAUAAGAAAAAUCUUAUUUUAGAGCUUGCUCACUAAAGUAAUGCUGCUUUGGAAUGAAUGACAUGUUAAGUGCAACUGAGAGGAUGUGACGUUUUGCCGUUGGAUUUUCAUACUGUAUUUUAGUUUUUGAUGUGCAUGAUGCCAUUGUUUUUACUAGUAGAUGCGUUUUUAUAUAGGGAAUAAUUAUAAUUAUUUUGCGUUCUUAAUUACAUGAAAUCUGGAAAGUGACUUAUUGUGUAUAUAAAAACCUGUGUAUUUGCAAACUGUAUUCAAAAAUAUAAAAGAGAGUGGUCGGUUUGCGUAUUCAGGCAGAGGUUUUUAAAUGCAAUGUAUUCUAUACAUUGUAAAUUCCACAAAGUGUGACAAAUUCUAGUAAUAUUGCAAUUGUGCAUUUGGACUUCUCGUAAAGCUUCCUUGAUAACCUCGAAGCACUAACUUAACUAAGCUAAAAAUGCGUAUAUAAUUGUUAUGCACAUACACAACAAGGCUUUGUCCCAUUAGUGUAUGAAAUAGAUUUGAUAAAGCUUUUGGUAUGUUAUUUAAUACUUUGGGGGAUUAAUUUGUGGUUUAUAUACUUAUUUUUCUGUAAAAAAAAAUCUACAUUUUUUUAUACCACUCUACAAGAAAGUUCUAGGAAGAAAAUGCCAAAGACACUGUGGUAAAAGGAAUGUGACUUAAAGAGCUGCUUUAUAAGAAAGAACACUAUUUAAAAAAAUAAAUAAAUGUUUCUGGAAAAGA
Molecule: messenger RNA, 2006 nt
Organism: Dromaius novaehollandiae (emu)
Lineage: Eukaryota; Metazoa; Chordata; Aves; Casuariiformes; Dromaiidae
Gene: RAB40B
Product: RAB40B, member RAS oncogene family
Exons: 6
Coding region: 344-1180 (278 amino acids)
Biological process (GO): protein localization to plasma membrane; intracellular signal transduction
Cellular component (GO): synaptic vesicle; plasma membrane; endosome
Molecular function (GO): GTPase activity; GTP binding
Source: RefSeq, a predicted model, not a curated record